CCAUGGGUGGAACGCCCGGGCGCCCUUAAGAAGUAGGGAGCAGCGGGGCGGCUGGUCUCAUCUGCCACUUCAGCGCGCUGGGGGUCAGGGGCUGCGCCAGGCCCCCGCUAGACCCAUGCAUUGCACCAGAGUAUUGGACUACUUUCCUCAUCAGCCAAGAAUGGCGGUGGACGUAGCCAUGCAGCUCUAUCUGUGCUCCUCCCCCUUGAGAAGAGAGAAGUACUCCUAUAAAAUAGCCCCAAAGCUAAACAAGCCAUUGCGUCCCUGCCUUCAGUUGAACAGCAAGACUGAACUAAACAAACCUGGAGAGGCAACUGCUGUUCUGCAGGGAAACAAGAUGAAAAAGAGAGUGUCAUUUGCUGACAGCAGAGGCUUGUCCCUGACGGUAGUGAAAGUGUUCUCCGAAUUUGAUGACACAUUGGAUAUCCCAUUCAACAUCACAGAGCUAAUAGACAAUAUUGUGGGUCUGACAACCGUAGAGAGAGACACCUUUGUCUUAGAUUUUGUGCAGCCUGCUGCAGACUACCUGGACUUCAGGAAUCGUCUCCAGGCAGAUUCUGUCUGCCUUGAAAACUGUAUGUUAAAAGAUAAGUCUAUUGUGGGCACAGUGAAGGUGAAAAAUCUUGCUUUUGAGAAGACUGUGAUGAUAAGGAUGACAUUUGACACCUGGAAAAGCCACACAGACUAUCCAUGCCAAUAUGUCAAGGACACUUAUGAAAGUUCAGACAGGGACACAUUUUCCUUUGAUAUCAGCUUGCCAGACAGAAUUCAGUCCCAUGAAAGAAUGGAGUUCGCCAUCUUUUACAAGUGUAAUGGGAAGGUCUACUGGGACAGCAACAGAGGCAUGAAUUACAGGAUCGUCCAGUCUGAACUGAAAUCUGCUCGGGAAGUGCUGCAGCCUCAGGAUGACUCUGACUUUGCAAGUGCCUUUGACCAAUUUGGGAGUCCUAGGUGUUCCUAUGGCCUGUUCCCUGAAUGGCCUAGCUAUUCAGGUUAUGAAAAGUUAGGGCCUUAUUAUUAAUGUAGGUAAAAGUCCCAAUUCACUAACCCUUGCUGUCCUGGCUGUGAGCUUGGGAGAUGGCUUGAACAUGCUGAUGUUUGCAAGUGAGCUGAAGAAAUGACACUUGACAUGGCUCUGCAAACCUUGUUGUGGUAAACCAAGAUGACUGGAAGUCAGUGAUCACAGUUGGGUUUAAUGCCAUCUAAACAAGUGUCUUCCCCCUUUCUCCACCCCUCAGCUAAAUACUUGGCUCUCAAAGCCCAACAGAAUGGGAGAUCUUGUUGAGUGUUUCUCCAAUGCUGCUAAUCCUGGUCUGUAUAAUGCUGCUAGUCUCCUCCAGCCAAACACUGCAGUGUUUGCAUUGUUUGCUUAGGUAUGUACAGUAGUAAGGUUUGGUUACUGUGUUGCACUCUAGUGUUAUUACAAGCUUAAUUUAUAUCAGCAGGGUUGGGGUUUGUUUGGUUUUUUGAGAGGGGGGUUACUGUUUUUAAACUAUGCUCUAAUAUUUCUGUAGCACUGUGCAACUUGGCUUUGCUACAGCUUUCAUCUUACAAAGGCAAUUUGUGCUUGACAGGAAACAGUAAAGACAAACUAGCUUGCAGCAAAGGGAAGACACAAGUGACCUUCUCUCUCCUCUCUUUCCCCCCCCCCCCCCCCUUGUUCCUUUGGCUGGAUUCUUUUAGCCUUAGAUGGACAUUUUAGAAAUUAUAAUGUAACUGUGACUAAAAGGGAAAAAUAACCUUGCUUUGUGCUGCAUUAAGAGAGAAAUCUUUCUCCUAAAUGGAGACUUGGUGCAAUUGGUCACUAAUUACUCUAGGAGUUUUAUUAAAAACUUCUUUGUGUAAUAAGUGGAAGGUGGGUUGUGUUUUCCUUCCCCUCCUGGUAGAGCUGUCCUGUAACCUUGUCACUCUAGGGUUAAGUCUUUGACUCAAGUAUUCCAAAGUCCUUUCUUUUCUUUUUAAAUAAGAGGAGGUAAAAGAUCCCCAUUCUGUUAUCAAUACAUGUUACUAUUGACCAUUUGCCUUAUCAAGCAUGUGGAGUGGAGUAGCUCCUGUUGCUGGCACUAAAAAGUCUGGACAAGACUGAACAUUAAUUUUCAGUCUUGUCCAGAACUUGGUGCCAACGGGUUCAUGCAUAGUAUGUGAAUAUUUGCAGGUUUCUCUGUGGAUUAAUGUGAUAAACCUCUACUGCUUUCUGCCAUGUCUAUUAAGAUGAUUCAUUACUAAAACUAACUUCCUCCUGUGGUGUGAGUGCCUUAGCUAAGAACAUCUUUCUUGAAUGUAACCACAGCUCUGGCUUGAAAUACAUAGGUUUCUGAAAGGUUACUUGUAGCUCUCUGAAGGAAAAAAAUAAAAGUUUUGGUAGUCUUUUUAAUUCAAGCCCAGAGCUGUGGUGCCCCCUGGUCUUGCACUAGAAGGGGUGUGUAGCUUUUUGUGCACAGCUUUCAAACUAAAAUGGGUUUACUUGGUAGAAGAGCAGACUUACACAGAAGACCAUGCUUAGUUGUCACACCUGUGUCUUGUAUUAAAAUUGUAAUAGCUUUCACAACUUUAAUCUUGUGCAUACAUUUCCCUUCAAUGCUAUUUUGGUAAGAAAUGGACUUUUCAAAAACGGGAUAAGAGAAGGAUGGACUCUAAUCCAAGAAUGAACAAUAGUUCUCUCUAAGGCAUAAGAUGGCAUCGUUCUUCCACUAUUGAAAGAGAGAUCUUGUUGCUAGAGAGAGAGAUCCUUGGCUUUUUUUUUUUUUUUAAUGAUGAAAUAAAUUGCAAAAUUAAUCCCAUACUGCCAAGCAAGAUGUGGCAAAAAUACUCACUGCAAUCAUUUAAACAGCUGACCUGCUAGUCAAACCAAAUAACUUAAUUUAUAUGUUUAAACUGAGUAAAUAAAAUAAGGUUUAAAGGUAUUUCAAGACAUUCAACUUUGCUAGUGCAUAGCUUUAGAUAUGUGAUGCUAAUGUUGGCAUGCUUGUGGAAAAGCAGAUGUCUCUUGCUAUUCUCCACAAUUGAAAAUCUCAUCUCUCUCUCUCUCUCUCUCUCUCUCUCUCUCCCUCUCUCUCUCUCUCUCUCUUUCCAAAUAGCUCUUCAAUUUUUGGAUACCAUGGUACAAAGUACUUUUAAACUGCCAUACCAUAACUGAGGAGAAGAUGCACCCAACUUCUAAUAAAAUAGUUAUGAAAAAACAGAUAGCUCUUGUAGGGAGACAGCAUCAUUUUUUAUCUUUGCAUCAAUAAGGGGGGGGUUGGACCGCAUUUUUAUGCUACAAAUCACUAACUUCAGGCAUUAAAAUAGCUGUGUGUGUAUAUAUGAAAACCAAAGUUCAACAGACUUCAUUCACUAGUUUGGAAAAGCUUUUAUGAAUUUUUUGAGAGGUUAAAUAAAGUCCUUCAUAAAGUUGUCUUUUGUAAAGACCUUCACCAAGCCUAACUUAAAACUAUGUUUAGACUGCAGAAGCUGGGCACAAUAAUUAAAGGGUUUACCUUGCCUAGAAUUUAGAAGUGUGGUGUUAGAGCAUUUUAGAUAAUAAGCUGAAAAGCUCAAUGGAGUUGUGUUCUAAUACUACCUAGAAAUAACAGUUCAGUCAAACCCUAAAAUGCAGUGGUCUUAUGAGUCUCUAGUGCCAUGGAUAGUGAUGUGCUUUUAUUCCUCUGUACUGGCAUCAUUGAGGAGUUUGUAGUUCCAAAGAAAUGGAACCAGUGUAUACUGUUGUGCACAAAAUGCAUAAAGCUGUGAUUGUUAAUGCCAUACAAAUCUUAACGUUGUGCUGGGAACUGACUCUGACCAGUGGUGGUCUUUUAUUUUUAUUUUUAUUUUUAAGGUAAUAUCUUGGGUCCUGCCCUGUUUCCCUUCCCUGCCUCCCCCCUGCUCCAAUCCUUGAUCCUUUCCUUUUGCCAAUGUGAAUGUAGAAUUGAGGGACUGCUGUCCUCUUUCUAUGUCUGGAAGUGCCUUGUGAUGAUUUUGCAUGUUUGUUUUUUUUUUUUUUUUUUUAAAUAUUUUUGUACACGACGUUCAAGGUAAAAUGCACUUUAUAUACAAUCACAAAAUAGUGGACUAGCUAUCUUUUUAAAAGAAUGGUUUGUUUUUAUCUGAAUGUGAAAAUAAAGGUUGAAUAAAAAAA
This is a messenger RNA of Alligator sinensis (Chinese alligator), 4114 nucleotides long. It is a transcript of the gene PPP1R3B, whose product is annotated as protein phosphatase 1 regulatory subunit 3B. The record is from RefSeq and is a predicted model, not a curated record. The transcript has 2 exons. The coding region runs from base 116 to 1021 and encodes 301 amino acids. Lineage: Eukaryota; Metazoa; Chordata; Crocodylia; Alligatoridae. Gene Ontology annotation, cellular component: protein phosphatase type 1 complex. Gene Ontology annotation, molecular function: protein phosphatase 1 binding; glycogen binding. Gene Ontology annotation, biological process: regulation of glycogen biosynthetic process.